This is a messenger RNA of Plasmodium falciparum 3D7, 18282 nucleotides long. It is a transcript of the gene Pf332, whose product is annotated as antigen 332, DBL-like protein. Gene Ontology annotation, biological process: adhesion of symbiont to host cell. The record is from RefSeq and is a predicted model, not a curated record. Gene Ontology annotation, molecular function: host cell surface receptor binding. Gene Ontology annotation, cellular component: membrane. NCBI's taxonomy places the organism in Eukaryota, Apicomplexa, Aconoidasida, Haemosporida, Plasmodiidae.
AUGUCUAAUAUAAAUAACAAAGACUCUAGUACAGAAUGGAAUUGUAAAGAAGAUGUGGGAUGUGUUCCACCUAGGAGACAGAAUUUGAAUAUGGAAAGGUUGGAUAAUGAAAAUGAAGAUUCUGUACCCGAUUUCAUGAAGAAAACUUUUUAUCUUGCUGCUGCUGGAGAAGGAAAGAAGUUACGUGAGAAGCAUGAUGAGAGUUGUGAUGAAUUCUGUGACGCAUGGAAUAGAAGUUUAGCUGAUUAUAAAGAUAUAUUUCAAGGAAAGGAUAUGUGGAAUGAUGGGAAAUAUGGUGAAGCGAAAAAUCAUAUUAAGAAUGCUUUUGGUGAUAUGAACAAUAGAAAAACUAUGUUAAAUGAAAUUGAGAAAGGAAUUAAAGAUGAAACGUUUAGUCGUGAAAAUGGUUUAGACGUUUGUAAAUCUCAAUGUGAGGAAAGAAGUAGAGAUGACACAGAAGAUCAAUUUUUGAGGUUUUUUGCAGAAUGGGAAGAAGAAUUUUGUGAUGGGUUAAAUAAACAUGAAGAACAAUUAAAGUCUUGUACUAAAGAUAUAAAUUGUGACAUUAAAUGUAGCAAUUUUAAAGAUUGGCUUGAAACUAAAAAAGAUGAAUAUGAUAUUCAAUCGAGGGUAUUUGAAAAAAAAUAUGCUAAUGAUAAUAAAUCAAAACAUUUGAACUAUUUAAAGGAAGGAAUGAAUAAAUGCAAGGUGAAAAAUCCAGAAAUGGUGUUUAAAUCAGGAUUUGCAAACGUAGCUGAAUGUAGAAAUUUGAAUGUAGAAGGUGCGGGCAAUAAGAAUUCAAAUAAUUUAAAAGAUUUAGAUAGUAAUUCUGAUAAGGAUGGUAUUGUUAGUGAAUCAUAUAAAGCUACUAAAAAAAAUGGUGAGAGUAUUAUGGAUAGAAUUCCUAAAUCUUUUAAUAAAUUAUUCGGUUAUUUUAGUGGUUCCCAAGAAGAAGAACAAAAAGAAAAUGAUGUGUCACAUAGGAAUAAUUAUGAUAAUAUAUUAGUAGAUAAAUUUCAUAGGUCAUCUCUACUGGAUAAAUUAGAUGACAGAAUGUUUUUUGAUGAAUUAAAUCGUGAUAAUAUAAUGGAAGAAGUAUUAUCUAAAAUACCAGAACCUAUAAUACGAGAGGCACCAAAAUAUGUACCCAAAAAACCAGUACCACCACAACAUAUUCCAAGAGGUGAUAAUGUACCACGAAAUAUUGAUGUAAACGGAUCAAAAGAUGAAUAUUCUCCUGAAACUGAAAGUGCAAAUUCGAAAAUUAAGCCUACUUAUGAAGAAAAUGAUGAAGACAAAAGCAAGAUCUCUAUAGAGACAUCAGAAAUAGAUCGUGAUAAAGAACCAUUUAGAAUAAGUGAAGAGAAAAAAGUUGUAAAAGAGGAUGUGCAGGAAUUAGAAAAUAUAGAAUACGAAUUUGAUGAAACAUUCGAUUUUUUUGAUGAAGAUGCUAAACGUAAUAUAGAUGAUAUAAGAAAAGAUAUACAGUCACAAAUUAUGAAAUCCGUAGAAAAUUAUAAUUCAGAAAAGGAGGAAUUUAAAAGAAAUAUUGAAACACAACUAAUAGAAUCUGGAGAUGGAAUGAAUGCAGGAAAUUAUUCUAGUGCUUUGCAAGACAACAGUACGGAAAUACCAACAAUGGUGUUAGUACCAGGAGUAUUAACAGUAUUUUUGCUUACUAUUAUAUGGGUCUUGGUAUAUAAGCAUUCUUUGAUUGAUCGUGUUCAUGGUACGGGGAAAACUAAAAAGGAAGAGAAAAUGAAAGAACUAGAAAGUGAAGAAUUUCCAAAAGAGAAAUAUAACAUUGAAGACAUGGAAGAAACUGAGAAAGAGAACGAAAUAGAAAAAAUAAUGGAUGAAAACAAGGAGACCGAACAAACAGAGGAAGGGAAUACUGAAGAAUUUGUACAAGAGAAGGAAUUGAAUCAGGAAACAUUAGAAAAUGAAAUAAUUGUCGAUCACAUAAAGGAAGAAGAAGAUACACGGAACGUUAAGGAACAAGAAUCAGUUCUUGAAGAAAGUCCCAUAGAAGAGUUACCAGUAGAAAAUAAUAUAGGUAAAAUAAAUGAAGAAGUUGAGGAAUUUAUACUAAAUGAAAUACCAUUGGAAGAACAAGUACCAAAAGAAUUACCACAAGAAGAAAUAGAAGAAAUAGUAGUAGAGGAGUUACCUAUAGAUGAACAUUUAUCUUCAGAGGAAACUACUGUUACUGAAGAAGAUACAUUUAAAGGUCAAUUAAUUAACGAAGAAAAACCAGUAGAAGAAAAAAGUGUUAGUGAGGAAAUACCAGUAGAAGAAAAAAGUGUUAGUGAGGAAAUACCAGUAGAAGAAAAAAGUGUUAGUGAGGAAAUACCAGUAGAAGAAAAAAGUGUUAGUGAGGAAAUACCAGUAGAAGAAAAAAAUGUUAGUGAAGAAAUACCAGUAGAAGAAAAAAAUGUUAGUGAAGAAAUACCAGUAGAAGAAAAAAAUGUUAGUGAAGAAAUACCAGUGGAAGAAGAAAAUGUUAGUGAAGAAAUACCAGAAGGAGGAAUAGCUAUUGAAGAUGUUCCUGUAGAUGAAGAAACUGUCACUGAAGAAAUUACGGUAGAUGAAAAAAUAUAUGAUAAAUUACCAAACGAAAUAGAGACUGUUAAUGAAGAAAUGCCCGUAGAAGAUGAAACACUUACUGAACAAAUUUCAUCAGAACACGAAAGAGUUCCUGAAGAAAUAAUUGAAGAAAAACCAUUUACUGAAGGUGAAGAAACUGAAUCACUUACUGAUGAAAUAGUAGAAGAAGGAGUAGUUACCGAUGAUAUUCCGGAAGAACAAAUUAUAACUGAAAAAGUUCAAGAAGAAGAAGAAUUUGUUACUGGAGAAUUAUCAGAAGAAGAUAUUAUAAAUGAAAAAGUUCAAGAAGAAGAUGAAUCUGUUACUGAAGAAUUACCAGAAGAAGAUAUUAUAAAUGAAAAAGUUCAAGAAGAAGAAGAAUCAGCUUAUCAAGAAAUAGUACAAGAUGGAUCAGUUACUAAAGACGUUGAAUAUAAAGAAUUAGUUAACGAUGACGUUCGAGACAAAGAAAAUUUUGUUAUUGAAGAAGAUCCAUUUAAAGGUCAAUUAAUUAAUGAAGGAUUACCAGUAGAAGAAGAAUUUGUAACAAAAGAAUUGCCAGUAAAAGAAGAAUCAGUUUUUGAAGAACUUACAGAAGAAGAUCAAAGUGUGACUAAGGAAAUUCCAGUAGAAGAACAUUCUGUUUUUAAAGAAGUUGAUGAAAUUGAAUCAGUUACUGAUGAAAUAGUAGAGGAAGAAGGAUCAGUUAAUGAAGAAGUUGAAGAAGAAGUAUCAGUUUCUGGAGAAGUUGAUGAAACAGAAUAUGUUACUGAAGAAGUAGAAGAAACAGAAUUAGUUAAUGAAGAGGUCUUAAAAGAAGAAGGAUCAGCUUCUGAAAAAGUUGUAAAAGAAGAAGGAUCAGCUUCUGAAAAAAUUGUUGAAGAAGAAGGAUCUGUUACUGAAGAAACAGCUUCUGAAGAAAUUGUUGAAGAAGAAGGAUCUGUUACUGAAGAAUCAUCUUCUGAAGAAAUUGUUGAAGACGAAGGAUCUGUUACUGAAGAAUCAUCUUCUGAAGAAAUUGUUGAAGAAGAAGGAUCUGUUAUUGAAGAAUCAGCUUCUGAAGUAAUAGUUGAGGAUGAAGUAUCAGCUUCUAAAGAAAUAGUAGAAGAUGAAGCAUCAGUCACUGAGGAAGUUGUAGAAGAAGAAGGAGCAGUUAGUGAUGAAGUUCAAGUAACAGAAUCAGUUGAAGAUGAAAUAAUAAAUCAAGGGAUAGUUGAUGAAGUAAUUGUAGAACAAGAAGCAUCAGUUACCGAUGAAAUAGUAAAAGAAGAUGAAUCAGUUAUUGAAGAAAUAGCAGUAGAAGAAACAGUUACCGAAGUAGUUGAAGAAACAAAACCAAUGGACGAAGAAAUAGUAGAUCAAGGAUCAGUUGUUGAAAAUGUUGAAGAAAAAAAAACAAUGGACGAAGAAAUAGUAGAUCAAGGAUCAGUUGUUGAAAAUGUUGAAGAAAAAAAAACAAUGGACGAAGAAAUAGGAGAUCAAGGAUCAGUAGCUGAAAAAGUUGAAGAAGAAGAAUUAGUUACAGAAGAAGUUAUAGAGCGAGAAGGAUCUAUUAAUGAAGAUAUAGUAAAAGAAGCAUCAAUUACUGAAGAAGUUGAGCAAAUAGAACCAGUUACUGGAAAAGUUGAGAAAAUAGAAUCAAUUACUGAUGAAAUUAAAGAACAAUUAGUUCCUGAAGAUAUUAAAGAAGAACAAUUAGAUUUUGAAGAAAUUGUAGCACAAAGAGCAUCUGUUAAUGAUGAAAAAGUAGAAGUAGCAUCAAUUACUGAAGAAGUUGAAGAAGAAGAAAAAUCAGUUAGUGAAGAAGUUUUAGAAGAAGAAGGAUCAACUACUGAAAAAGUUGUAAAAGGAUCAUCUACUGAAGUAGUUGUAGAAGAGCAAGGAUCAGUUACUGAAAAUUUAUUAGAAGAAGAAUCAGCUUCUCAAGGGAUUGUAGAAAAGGAAGAAUUUGUUGAUGAAGAAGAUUCAGUUAAAGACCAAAAUGUAUUUGAAAAAGAAGGAUCAGUCACUGAACAACUUGUUGAAGAAGAAAAAGGUUUGAUUAAUGAAGACAAUGAAAAAGAAGAAUUAAUUACUGAAAUGUCUGAAGAAAUAAAAUCAGUUAAUGAAGAAAUAGAAGAAACAGAUCUAUCUACAGAAGAAAUAAUAAAACAACAAGGGUUAGCUACUUAUGAGUUUGUAGAAGAAGAAAAAUCACUUACUGACAAGUUAUUAGAAGAAGAAUCAGUUACCAAAGAAGUUGGAGAAACAGAAUUAUCUACUCAAGAGGUCGUAGACGAAAAAGUAUCAGUUACUGAAGAAGUUAUAGAAGAAGAAAAAUCAGUUAGUGAAGAGGUCUUAGAAGAAGGAUCAGCUACUGAAGAAGUUGUAGAAGAAGGAUCAUGUACUGAAGUAGUUGUAGAAGAAGGAUCAUGUACUGAAGUAGUUGUAGAAGAAGGAUCAUGUACUGAAAUAGUUGUAGAAAAAGGAUCAGAUACUGAAAUUGUUGUAGAAGAAGGAUCAGCUACUGAAAUUGUUGUAGAAGAAGGAUCAGCUACUGAAGUAGUUGUAGAAGAAGGAUCAGCUACUGAAGAGGUUGUAGAAGAAGGAUCAGUUUCUGAAGAAAUGUUAGAAGAGGAAGGAUCAGCUACUGAAGAAGUUGUAGAAGAAGGAUUAUCUAGUGAUAAUGUUCAAAAGUCAAAAGGAGUAAUUGAAAACGUAGGAGAAAUAUAUUCUGUAAAAACAGCUAAGGAUGAAUCUAUGAAUGAAAAAAUACCAUUAGAGAAAUCAUCAUUUGUUGAUGAUGAGUCCUUUAAAGGACAAGGACCUACAGAUAAUGUAUCAGUCGAAGACGUAAAUUCGGAAGAUAUUAUUAAUGAACAUACUCCAUUAGAAGAAACGAAAAUUGAAGAAUUACCAACAGAAUAUAUUACUACUGCUGAUAUACACACUAAAGGUGAAACAGAAACAAAAUAUAAUCUAAUAUACGAAAAAAUAAAUGAAGAAGUUGAAAAAGCAAAAUUUCAAGAAGAAAAAAUUACCGAAAAUAUUCCAGUAGAAAGAGAAUCAGUUACAGAAGAUAUAGUACAAGAACCAUCAUUAGCUCAGGAAGUUGAACAAAAAGAAUCAGAUACUAAUGAAAUUGAAGAAACUAAAUUAGCUAAUGAAAAAAUUAUACCAGAAGUAUCUGUUACUGAAAACGUUGUUGAAAAAGAAGGAUUAGAUACUGAAGAGGUCUUAGAAGAAGAUGAAUCAAUUACUGAAGAAAUAGUAGAAGAAGAAGUAUCAUCUAGUGAAGAAAUAGUAGAGGAAGAAGAAUCAUCUAGUGAAGAAAUAGUAGAGGAAGAAGAAUCAUCUAGUGAAGAAAUAGUAGAGGAAGAAGAAUCAUCUAGUGAAGAAAUAGUAGAGGAGGAAGAAUCAUCUAGUGAAGAAAUAGUAGAGGAGGAAGAAUCAUCUAGUGAAGAAAUAAUAGAAGAAGUGUCAAGUACUGAAGAAGUCUUAGAAGAAGAAGGAUCGGUUACGGAAGAAAUUGUAGAGGAAGAAGUAUCAACUACUGAAGAAGUUAAAGAUAUUGGAUCAGUUAGCGAAGAGGUAUUAGAAGAAGAAGGAUUCGGUACUGAAGAAUUUGUAGGACAACAAGGAUCUGUUAUUGAAGAAAUUGUAGAAACAGAAUCAUCUACUGAAAAAGUUCUAGAAGAUGUUGGAUCAAAUGUUGAAGAAAUAGUACAGGAAGAAGGUCCUGUUGCUCAAGAAAUUGUACAUGAAGAAGUAUCAACUACUGAAAAACAUGAUGAAGUAGAUAGAUCAACUACUGAAGAAAUUGUAGAAAAAGUUGGAUCAGUUUCUGAAGAAAUAAUAGUAGAAGAAGUGUCAGCUUCUGAAGAAAUAGUAGAAGAAGGAUCAGUUACUGAAGAAGUUGUAGAAGAGGAAAAAUUAAUUAAUGAAGUUGGUGAAACCGAAUCGGUUACUGAAGAAAUAGUACAAAAAGAAGUAUCAGAUGCUGAAGAAGUUUUAGGACAAGAAGGAUCAAUGAAUGAAGAAAUAUUAGAAAAAGAAUCAAUUGUUGAAGAAAUUGUUGGACCGGAAGGAUCUGUUACUGAAGAAAUAGUAGAUCACGGAUCAUUUGCUGAAGAAGUCAAAGAAGAAGAAUUAGUUACAGAAGAAGCUGUACAGUAUGAAGGAUCUGUUACUGAAGAAAUAAAAGAAGAAGAAUCGAUUACUGAGAAUGAAGCAAUAGAAGAAUCAGCUUUUGCAGAAAUUAUAGAAGAAAAAGGACCAAAUACUGACGAAAUUGUAAAAGAAGAAGGAUUAGAUACUGAAGAAAUAGUGAAUGAAGUAUCAGUUACUGACGAGGUCAUAGAAGAAGAAAAAUUAGUUAAUGAACAAAUUGUAGGUGAAGAAAGAUCUGUUACUGAAAAACCAGUAGAAGUUGAACGAUCAGCUACUGAAGAUCUUGUUGAAGAAGAAGCAUCGGUUACUGAAAAAGUUUCAGUGCAUGAAGGAUCAACUACUGAACAAAUACUAGAUGAAUCAGUUGCUGAAGAAAUAGUAGAGGAAGAAGUAUCUGUUGAUGACAAAAUAAUAGAGGAAGAAGUAUCUGUUGAUGAAGUUGUAGAAGAAGAAGGAUCAGUUAUUGAAGAGAUAGUAGAAGAAGAAGAAUCAGUUCCUGAAGAAAUAUUGGAAGAAGAACUAUCAGGUUCUGAAGAAGUUCUAGAAGACGAAUGGGUUACUGAUGCUUUUAUGGGACAAGAAGGAUCUGUUAUAGAAGAAAUUGAAGAAAUAGUAGAUGGAGAAGGAUCGAUUACGGAAGAAAUUGUAGAAGAUGGAUCAGCUAAUGAAAAAAUAGUAGAGGAAGAACCAUCUCGUGUUGAAGAAGUUUUAGGAAAAGAAGGAUUUGUUAUUGAAGAAAUAAUAGAAGAAGGGUCGGUAAUUGAACAAGUUGAAGAUACAAAAACAGUUUCUGAAAAAUCAGAAGAAUCAUCAGCUAUUGAAGAAGUUAAAGAAGUAAAAGAAGAAGAAUCGAUUAGUGAAAAAAUAGUAGAAAAAGAAGAAUCUGUUACUGAAGAAAUUGUACGACAAGAAGAAUCUACUACUGAAAAAAUAGUAAAAGAUGUAUCACCUACUGAAGAUUUUGUAGAACAAACAGAUUCAGUUACUGAAAAAGUUAUAGAACAAGAAGGAUCAAACACUGAAGUUGCAGAAGACGUUGAAGAAAAAGAAUCCGCUUCUGAUGAACAUGAACAAGAAGAUGUAUCAGUAAAUGCACAAGUUACAUAUGAGAAAAAAUCAGUUACUAAAGAAAUAGUGGACGAAGUGUCUCGUACUGAAGAAAUAGUAGAAGAAAAUGGAUCAGUUACGGAAGGAGUAGACGAAACAGGAUCCGUUACUGAAGAAAUAAUAGAAGAAGCAACAGUAACUGAAGAAGUCGUAGAAGAUGGAUCAGUAACUGAAGAAGUCGUAGAAGAUGGAUCAGUUAUUCAAGAAGUUGUAGAAGAUGGAUCAGUUACUGAAGAAAUAGUACAAGAAAAUGGAUCAGUUACUGAAGAAAUAGUAGAGGAAGAAGGAUCAGUUAAUGAAGAAGUUGAAGAAGAAGUAUCAGUUUCUGGAGAAGUUGAUGAAACAGAAUAUGUUACUGAAGAAGUAGAAGAAGAAGGAUCAGUUGUUGAAGAAAUUGUAGAGGAGGAAGGAUCAGUUUCUGGAGAAGUUGAUGAAACAGAAUAUGUUACUGAAGAAGUAGAAGAAGAAGGAUCAGUUGUUGAAGAAAUUGUAGAGGAGGAAGGAUCAGUUUCUGGAGAAGUUGAUGAAACAGAAUAUGUUACUGAAGAAGUAGAAGAAGAAGGAUCAGUUGUUGAAGAAAUUGUAGAGGAGGAAGGAUCAGUUUCUGGAGAAGUUGAUGAAACAGAAUAUGUUACUGAAGAAGUAGAAGAAGAAGGAUCAGUUGUUGAAGAAAUUGUAGAGGAGGAAGGAUCAGUUGUUGAAGAAAUUGUAGAGGAGGAAGGAUCAGUUUCUGAAGUAGUUGAUGAAACUGAAUUAGUUAAUGAUGAAAUAGUAGAACAAGCUCCAUUUACUGAAGAAGUUGAAGAACAAGUAUCAGUUAACGAUGAAAUAAUAGAAGAUGCAUCAGUUGCUGAAGCAGUUGAAGAAUCAGAAUCUAUUACUGAAUCAGUUUCCCAAGAAGAAGAAACAGAAAAAGGAUUUGUUAUUGAAAAAGUUGAAGAAACAGGAGCGGUUACUGAAGAAAUAGUUCAAGAUGGAUUAAUUACAGAAGAAAUUUUAGAAGAAUCUGAAUCCGUUAAUGGGGAAAUAAUAAACAAAGAAUCAGAUGCUGAGGAAAUUUUAGAAACAGAAUUUCUUACUGAAGAAGUUGUAGGUCAAGCAGGAUCAACUUCUGAAGAAAUAGUAGAAGAAGAAGGAUCAGUUACUAAAGAAGUUGAGGAAAAGGAAUCAGUAACUGAAGAAUUAGUAGAUGAAGGAUCAGUAACUGAAGAAUUAGUAGAUGAAGGAUCAGUUACUGAAGAAGUUGUAGAACAAGGGGGUUCAAUUGCUCAAGAAAUAGUAGAAGAAGAAUCAGCUACUGAAGAAAUAAUACGGGAUGAAACUAAUGUUGAAGAAGUCCUAGAAAAAGAAGGAUCUGCUACUGAAGAAAUAGUACAAGAUGGAUCAGGUACUAAUGAUUUUGUAGGAAAACAAGGAUCUGUUAUUGAAGAAGUUGUAGAAGAAGAAAUAUCAACUACUGAAGAAAAACUAAAAGAAGAAGCAUCUGCAAUUGAGGAAUUUGUGGAAGAAGAAUCAAUUAGAGAAGACGUUUUAGAAGAAAGUUUGGUUACUGAAAAUGUUGUAGGACAACAAGAAUCUGUUACUGAAGAAAUAGUAGAUGGAGAAGGAUCAUUUACUGAAGACAUAGUAGAGGAAGAAGAAUCAGUUACGGAAGAAAUAGUAGUGGAUGAAGAAUCGGUUACUAAGGAAAUAGUAGAGGAUGAAGAAUUAGUUACUGAAGAAAUAGUAGAGGAUGAAGGAUCUUUUACUGAAGAAAUAGUAGAGGAUGAAGGAUCUUUUACUGAAGAAGUUAUAGAAGAAAGAUCAUUAAUUGAAGAAGUUGAAGAUACAGAAACAGUUGCUGAAAAAGAAGAAGGAUCAGUUAUUAAAGAAAUAAUUGACGAAAAAUCACUUACUGAAAAAAUAGUUGAAGAAGAAAAAUCAGUUACUGAAGAAGUUGAAGAAAAAGAAUCGGUUAAGGAAGAAGUAGAAGAACAAAGAUUAGUUGUUGAAGAGGAAGGAUCAGCUACUGAAGGAAUAGUAGAAGACAGAUUAGCUACUGAAGGAAUAGUAGAUGACAUAUUAGUUACUGAAGAAAUAGUAGAAGACGGAUUAGCUACUGAUGAAUUUGUAGAACAACAAGGAUCUAUUAUUGAAGAAGUUCUAGAUGAUGAAGGAUCAGUUACUGAAGAAAUAGUAGAGGAAGAAGGCUCUCCUAAUGAAGAAAUUGUAGAAGGAGUAUCAGUUAUUGAAGAAGAUGAUAAUAUAGAACCAGUUAGUGAAGAAAUAGUAGAGGGAUCGGUUACUGAAGAAAUGAUAAAAGAAGGUUUAGAAAAUGAAGUAAUAUUAGAUGAAGAUUCAAUUACUGAAGAGGCUUUAGAGAAAGAAGGAUCAGUUAGUGAAGAAAUAGUAGAGGAAAUGGGAUCACUUACUGAGGAAAUAGUAGACGAAGAAAGAUCAACUUCCGAAGAUAUGAUAGAAGAAGGAUCAGCUUCUGAAGAAAUAAUACAAGAAGAAUCGCAAGUUGAAGAAGUUGUAGAAGAAGUAUCAGUUAUCGAUGAAAUAGUAGAGGAAGACGAAUUAGAUACUAAAGAAGUUGUAGAAGAAAUAGAAUUUAAUACUGAAGAGGUUGUAGAACAUAAAGAAGAAGAAGGAUCUGUCGCUGAAGAAAUAGUACAGGAAGAAAAGGAAGGAUCUGUUAAUGAAGAAAUUAUAGAAGAAGUAGGCUCAAUUACUGAAGAAAUGGUAGAACAAGAUGUAUCUGAUAAUGAAGAAAUAGUAGAAGAAAGAUCCGUUAUUGAAGAAGCUGAAGAAAAUGUAUGGAUUGAGAAAGAAGUAGAAGAAGAAGGAUUAGAUAAUGAAGAAGUCAUAGAUGAAGAAGAUUCAGUUAGUGAACAAGCUGAGGAAGAGGUAUAUAUUAAUGAAGAAAUAUUAAAAGAAUCAUCAGAUGUUGAAGAUGUUAAAGUAGAAAACGAAUUAAUGAAUGAAGAAGUUAACGAAGAAACACAAUCGGUUGCUGAGAACAAUGAAGAGGAUAAAGAAUUAGAUAAUUAUGUAGUUGAAGAGACUGAAUCAGUUACUGAAGAAGUUGUAGUAGACGAAGUACCAAACUCUAAGGAAGUUCAAGAAAUAGAAUCAAUUAUAGAAGAAAUAGUAGAAGACGGAUUAACUACUGAUGAUUUAGUAGGACAACAAGGAUCUGUUAUUGAAGAAGUUGUAGAAGAAGUUGGAUCAGAUUCUGAAGAAAUAGUAGAGGAAGCAUCAAUUACUGAAGAAGUCGAAAAAAAAGAAUCAGUUACAGAGGAUAUUUUAGUAGAAGAAUCAGUUACUGGGGAUAUUUUAGUAGAAGGAUCCGUAACUGAAGAAGUUGUAGGAGAAGAAAAAUUAGUUAGUGAAGAAAUAGUAACGGAAGAAGGAUCUGUUGCUCAAGAAAUAGUAGAAGAAGAUGCACCAGCUACUGAAGAAAUUGAUGAAAUAGAAUCAGUUACUGAAGAAGUUGUCGAAGAAGAAGGACCUGUUGAUGAAGAAAUUGUACAAGAAGAAGGAUCAGUUACUGAAGAAAUAAUACAAGGAGAAUCUAAAGUUGAAGAGGUCGUAGAAGAACAAGGAUCUGAAAAUGAAGAAAUAUUCGUAGAAGAAGUAUCAGCUUCUCAAGAAAUAGUACAAAAUGAAUCAGGUACCGAAGAAAUAUUGGAAAAAGUAUCAGCUUCUCAAGAAAUAGUACAAGAUGGAUCAGUUACUGAACAAAUAAUAGAGGAACAAAAACCAGUUACUGAAGAGGUUGUAAAUGAAGAAGAAUCAAUUACUCAUGAAAUAAUACAGGAAGAAUCUCAUGUUGAAAAAGUUGUACAACAAGGAUCAGUUGCUGAAGAAGUUGUAGAAAAUCCAGUAUCUGUUACUGAAGAAAUAGUAGAAAAAGAAGGAUCCGUUACUGAAGAUAUAGGACAAGAAGGUUAUGUUGCGGAGGAAAUUGUAGAAGAAGAAGAAUUUGAUAAUGAAGAAAUUUUAGAAGAAGAAUCUGUUGCUGAAGAAUUUGUAGAAGAAGGAUUUGAUAAUGAAGAAAUAUUCGUAGAACAAAUAUCAGAUUCUGAAAUAGUAAAAGAAGAAAAUUCAGUUAAUGAAGAAGUCUUAGAAGAAGAAGGAUCAUAUACUGAAGAAAUAUUAGAAGAAGAAGGAUCAUAUACUGAAGAAAUAUUAGAAGAAGAAGGAUCAUUUACUGAAGAAAUAUUAGAGGAAGAAGGAUCAUAUAAUGAAGAAAUAUUAGAGGAAGAAGGAUCAUAUAAUGAAGAAAUAUUAGAGGAAGAAGGAUCAUAUAAUGAAGAAAUAUUAGAGGAAGAAGGAUCAUAUAAUGAAGAAAUAUUAGAGGAAGAAGGAUCAGCUACUGAUUAUUUUGUAGGACAAGGAUCUGAUAAUGAAGAAAUAAUAGAAGAAGGAUCAGCUACUGAUUAUUUUGUAGGACAAGGAUCUGAUAAUGAAGAAAUAAUAGAAGAAGGAUCAGCUACUGAUUAUUUUGUAGGACAAGGAUCUAUUAUUGAAGAAGUUCUAGAAGAAGAAGGAUUAGAUACUGAAAAAGUUUUUGAAAAUGAAGGAUCGGCUACUGAAUUUGAGGAAACAGAAUCGUUUACUGAGGUAGUUGAAGAGACAGAAUCAGUUAAUGAAAAUAUCUUAGAAGAAACAUCAAUUAACGAAGUUCAGAAAAUCGAAUCAAUUACUGAAGAUAUUAAAGAACAAUUAGUUCCUGAAGAAAUUAAAGAAGAACAAUUAGAUUCUGAAGAAAUUAAAGAAGAACAAUUAGAUUCUGAAGAAAUUAAAGAAGAACAAUUAGUUCCUGAAGAAAUUAAAGAAGAACAAUUAGAUUCUGAAGAAAUUAAAGAAGAACAAUUAGAUUCUGAAGAAAUUAAAGAAGAACAAUUAGAUUCUGAAGAAAUUAAAGAAGAACAAUUAGAUUCUGAAGAAAUUAAAGAAGAACAAUUAGUUCCUGAAGAAAUUAAAGAAGAACAAUUAGAUUCUGAAGAAAUUAAAGAAGAACAAUUAGUUCCUGAAGAAAUUAAAGAAGAACAAUUAGAUUCUGAAGAAAUUAAAGAAGAACAAUUAGAUUCUGAAGAAAUUAAAGAAGAACAAUUAGAUUCUGAAGAAAUUAAAGAAGAACAAUUAGAUUCUGAAGAAAUUAAAGAACAAAAAGGAUCUGUUAAUGAAGAAGUUGUAGAAGAAGAAGGAUCAGUUACUGAAGAAAUUAAAGAACAAGAAGAAUCUGUUAAUGAAGAAGUUUUAGAAGAAGUUGAAGAAACAGAAUCAAUUAAAGAAGAAAUAGUAGAAGGAGGAAUAGCUACUCAAGAAAUAAUAGAAGAAGAAUCAGAUACUAAAGAAGUUGUAGAAGAAGAAGUAAUAGAUUCUGAAAAACUAGUAGAUGCAGGAUCAGUUACUGGGGAAGUUAUGCCAGAAGAAGUAUCAGUUACUGAUGAAGUCGUAGAAGAAGGUUCAACAACCGAAGAAGUUUUAGAAGAACAAAAAUCAGUUAAUGAAGAAGUAGUAGAAGACGGAUUAACUAUUGAUGAUUUUGUAGGAUUACAAGGAUCUACUACUGAAGAAGUUGUAGAAGAAGACGGAUCAGCUAUUGAAAAAAUAUUAGAAGAAGAAACAGCUACUGAAGAAAUAGUAGAAAAACAAGUAUCUGUUACUGAAGAUAUAGUAGAAAAAGAAGGAUCAGUUAACGAAGAAAUAAUAGAAGAAGCAUCAGUUGCUGAAGAAAUAAUACAAGGUGGAUCUUUUACUGAAGAAAUUGUAGGACAAGAAGAAUCAGCUACUGAAGAAGUUAUAGAUGAAGAAGGAUUAAUUUCUAAUGAAAUAGAAGAAGAAGAAGAAAAAUCAGUUACUGAAGAAAUGAUAGAAGAAGUAGAAGAAGUAUCAGUUGAUGAUGAAGUAGAAGAAGUAUCAGUUGCUGAAGAAAUAGUAGAAGAAGAAUUAGUUGAUGAUGAAAUAUUACCGGAGGAGUUAUCAGCUACUGAAGAUGUUAUAGAAGAAGUUAGAUCAGUUACUGAUGAAAUAGUACAGGAAGAAUCAGUUUGUGAAGAAAUAUUAGAACAGGAAGUAUCAGCUUCUGAAGAAUAUGUAGACGAUAAAUCGGUUACUGAUGAUUUUGUAGGACACGAAAGAUCUGUUAUUCAAGACGUUGAAAAUACAGAAUCAGUUACUGAAGAAAUUGCAGAAGUAGAUAAAUCAGUUAUAGAAGAAGCUGUAGAAAAACAAGGAUCUGUUACUGAAGAAAAAGUACAGGAAGGUGUAUCAGCUAUUGAAGAAAUUGAAGAAUUAGAAUCAGUUACUGAAGAAAUUGCAGAAGAAGAUAAAUCAGUUAUAGAAGAAGCUGUAGAAAAACAAGGAUCUGUUACUGAAGAAAUAGUAGAAGAAGAAGAAUUAGAUACUGAGGAGGUAUUAGAAGAUAAAUCGGUUACUGGUGAUGUUGUAGAACAAGAAGGAUCUGGUAAAGAUGAAAGUGAAGCAAAAGAAUCAUUUACUGAAGAGGUUGACGAACUUAAAUCAGUUAAAGAAGAAGAUCAAGAAACUGAAUACAUAUCUCGUGAAAUAGAAGAAGAAUCAGCUACUGAACAGCACUCUGAACAAGAAUUGUCGAUUAAUAAAGAAGUUGUAGAAACUGAAUCCCUCACUAAAGAUAUAGAAGAAGAAAAAUCAACUACACAAGAAAUUUUAGAAGAAACUCAAUCAGUUAAUGAAGAAAUAGUAGAAGAAGAAAGAGAUACUGAUGAAGUUUUAAAAGAAAAAGUAUCACCUUCUGAAGAAGUUAUAGAAGAACAAGCAUCAACUACUGAGGAAUUUGUAGAAGAAAGAUCAUCUACUGAUGAAAUAGUAGAAGUAGAAGAUUUAUUUACCGAAGAAGUUAAAGAAAGAGAAGGAUCUGUUACAGAAGAAAUAGUAGAAGAAGGAUCAGAUACGGGAGAAAUAGUAGAAGAAGAAGGAUCAGAUACCGAAGAAAUAUUAGAAGAAGGGUCUUUUAAUGAAGAAAUAGUAGAAGAAGAAGGAUCAAUUACUGAAGAAAUUCUACAAGGAUCAGUUACUGAAGAAAUUCUACAAGGAUCAGUUACUGAAGAAUUUGUAGGACAACAAGGAUCUGUUAUUGAAGAAAUUGUAGAAACAGAAUCAGCUAUUGAAGAAAGAGUAGAAGAAGAAUCAGCUACUGAAGAGGUUGACGAAAGAGAAUCAGUUACUGAAGUUGUAGAAGAAGAGGUAUCAUCUUCUGAUGAGGUAGUAGAAGGUUCAAUUGAAGAAGUUAUAGAAAAUGAAGGAUCUGUUACUGAAGAAAUAUUAGAACAUGAAGUGUCAGCAGAUGAAAAUUUUGUAGGACAAGCAGUAUCUGUUAUUGAAGAAGUUGAAGGAACUGAGUCGGUUACUGAAGAAGUUGUUGAAGAAACUGAAUCAGUUAGUGAAGAAAUAGUAGAAGUAUCACCUACUGAAAACGUUGUACAACAAACAGAUUCAGUUAUUGAAGAAGUUGUAGAACAAAAAGAAGGAUCAUUUAAUGAAGAAAUUGAUAUAAGAGAAUUAGGUGAUGAUGGAGUUGAAGAACGAGAAAAAAUAUCUACUGAAGAAGUUGUAGGACAAGAUAAAUCAGCUACUGGAGAUGUAGAAGAAGUAUCAUCUACUGAAGAUGAAGAAGAAGUAUCAUCUACUGAAGGUUUAGAAGAAGUAUCAUCUACUGAAGGUUUAGAAGAAGUAUCAAAUACUGAAGAUGUAGAAGAAGUAUCAUCUACUGAAGAUGUAGAAGAAGGAUCUGUUGCUGAAAAUGUGAAAGAAACAAAAUCAAUCACUGAAGAAGUGUCAGUAGAAGAAGAUAUUAUAACUGAUAAAGUUUCAGUAGAACAAGAAGUUAUGGCUGAAGCAUCAGUGGAAGAAAAUAUUUUGACUGAAGUUCCAGUAGAAGAGGAAAUUAUGACUGAAAAAUUGUCCGUAGAAGAUAAAGCCCUUAAUGAGAAAAUUAUGUCAGAAGAAGAAAUUGUUAUUGAAGAUGGCAAUGUACAUGAAGUUGUUCCAGCAGAAGUAAGUGUAACUGAAGAAAUUCCAGGAGUAGAAGAAACAACUAAUAAUGAAUCUCACGUAAAAGGAGAAAAUGUUGUUAAUGAAGUUGUAGUAGACGAUAAUUCAGUUAAUGAUGAAAUUCAAUUUGAUGAUGAUUCAUCAAUUGAAAUUUAUACUGUUGAUUCAAAAGAUGUAUUUCAUAAAGAAGAAAAUUAUGAUUCAUUUAGAGAAGAAGUUCGUAGUGAUGAAAACAUUCAUAUUUUUCGUAAAAAAAAUGAAAAUUUUGUUAAAAAAAUUGAAAAUGAAAAAAGUUCUGUUGGACAUGUACCAACAGAAUAUACGUCGAAAGAAAAUAUUGCUGAAGAAGUUCCAUCACACAUUAUGUUUAAAGAAAAUGUUACUGAAGAAGUACCUAAAGAAGUUAAAUAUGAAGAGAAUACUGUUGAAGAAGUAUUUGAAGAAGUUACCUCAAAAGAAAAUAUUAUUGAAGAAGCUCCAGGAGAUAUUAAUUCUGAAGAGAAUAUUAUUGAAGAAGUACCUGAAGUUGUUACAUCUGAAGAGAUUGUUGUACAAAAUGACGUAAAUAAUAUAAAUACGAAUAUUGAUCAUAUGUUUGAUUUCGAUUUAGAUGAUAUACUAAAAAUACCUGAGGCACAAAGAAAAUUGAAUAAAUUGAGAACACUAGUUGACGUUCAUUUAGAUGUUAUUGAAAAAAUGCAACGAGAUGAAUGGAAAAAAAAUAAAAGAGACUUUUUAUAUAUUUGCCUAAAGGAAAUUAACAAAUUAUCUGAAGAUACCCUCAUGAAGUUUUAUGGUAGUGAUUCAAAUAAAUCUGCCAAUGACAAUGAUACUGUAAUGGUUAUAAAAAUCCUUAAGGACAAAUGGGGAACGGGAAGAAUUGUGGACACCAUAGCUAAUUCAUUAAAUAAGUCAUAUAACUCAUUGUAUCAUAACUUAUAUAUAGAAAUGGAAAAAGAUUUAUUAAUAAAUAAAACUGAAACCUUUAAUAAAUGGAGCAAACAGCACUGGAAUAAAUUAGAUAAUUGGAAAGAAGAAAAGUGGUUUAAAUUAUUUAAAAGAGAUUUGAAAAUCGAUAUGAGGAAUACAUAUGAAAGCGAUCAAAAUGACGAAGAAAAUAAUGAAGAAUCAAUGAACGAAUUAUCAGAUGAAUUAAUAAAGAAUAAUACAUCUGACAACAUGAGAAAUGAACAGAAAACAUUAGAAAAAAAUAAGGAAUACUCUAAUUUGAGUAAAGAUUUAGGAUUAAUAGAAAAACAGAAAAUAAUAUGGAAAAGUUGGAUUGUGAAAAAUGUAAAUAAUAUAGAAAAUUGGUUUGAUGAAAUGUGGUUUAAAAACGUUGUGAAUGAAUUGAAAGAGAAAAAUGAUGUCAGUAAUGUAUUACAGGAAAAUGCAUCAGAAGCUUCUGUUGAAAAUUAUAUUUCAGAUGUAGAAGAUUCUAAAGAUAUGACAAACAGUAUAAACGAUAGUGAGAAAUCUAAAAUUGUGGCUUCAAGUAGCAAAACAACUAAUGAAGAAUAUAUUAUUUUAAGCAGAAAAGAUUUAAUAUACAAUAUAAUUGUAAUGGUUCAUAUGAUGGUAUUAGAUCAAUUUAAGUACGAUGAACUUAAAUAUGCUAAGAAAAGAUUUUUAAAUAGAUCAAUUGAUAAAUUUAUAAAAGAAAAAAAAAUAAAAGACAAAGAAACAGUUUUGGAUUAUUAUAUAGAUGAUAUUAUAAAACGUAUUGUAGAAGAUACUUCACAUGUUAAUAAUAUUAAGGAAAAGGCAAUAGAUCAUUACACUAGUCAUGAUUGGUUUAGAUUAUUACGCCAAGGGAAUAAAGCUCAAAAUUCCAUUUCUCAGGAAGUAGACAUAUUAACGGAAAAGUAUAAAAAAUUAAUUUCAGAGGAAGACAAUAAAAAAGAAAAUAACAAUAAUAAUGAUGAUGAAGUAAAACCAGAACUAAAAGACAAUAUAAAGUGCGAAGAAAAUGUCUCAUUCAAUAUAUUGAGAAGAUCAAAUAAAAAAGAUCAAUUACCGUUGGAAGAAAAAAAAAAUAAAAAUGGUGAUUUGAACAAUACAUUAACUGAAAGUGAUGGAAAAAAAAUAAAUAUAAAUGAAGCAAUAGAAGAAAGUAAAAAUGGUAAUGAAGAUAAAAAUUCGGGAAAUAUGGAAAAAUCUAGAAAACCUAGGGAUAGGAGAACUGAAAGAAAGGAAAAGGAUCAAGAUUUAAGAGUUCAAUUACUUCAAGAUUAUGAAAAUAUAUUCGAACAAAUUCAAAAUAUGGAAAAUCAAAAUAAAGAUAAGAAUAAAAAGGAAACUAAAAAUAUAUUAAAAACAUCAAUUGAUUUAGAUAAAAAUCUAUUAAGAGAAUAUAAAAAGGAGAAAAAUAUAAUAAACCAAAGUGAGAAGGAAUUUAGUGUAAAUGAGAACUGA